Messenger RNA from Lontra canadensis (Northern American river otter), 1504 nucleotides. RefSeq names its product nuclear receptor subfamily 1 group I member 2 (gene NR1I2). The record is from RefSeq and is a predicted model, not a curated record. Bases 279 to 1418 code for a protein of 379 amino acids. The transcript has 9 exons. NCBI's taxonomy places the organism in Eukaryota, Metazoa, Chordata, Mammalia, Carnivora, Mustelidae. Gene Ontology annotation, biological process: cell differentiation; negative regulation of transcription by RNA polymerase II; positive regulation of transcription by RNA polymerase II. Gene Ontology annotation, molecular function: zinc ion binding; RNA polymerase II cis-regulatory region sequence-specific DNA binding; nuclear receptor activity.
GGCUGCCGAGCUUCUCCCUGAUCCUUUGUUCCUGCUUAUUCAAAGCGGACCCCAAAGGAGAAGUCACAGCAAAGAAGCUGCCACCAAGCAGCCCAAGAGGCCUGGAAGCAAACCUGGAGGUGAGACCUGGAGAAAGCUGGAACCAUGCUGACCUUGUGUCCUACGAAGAGGCAGAAUCAGUACCUGGGAAGACUGCCGUCAGUGCAGAUGAGGGAGAUGGGGGUCCCCAAAUCUGCCGUGUAUGCGGGGAUAAGGCAACUGGUUACCACUUCAAUGUCAUGACAUGUGAAGGAUGCAAGGGCUUUUUCAGGAGAGCCAUGAAACGCAACACCCGGCUGAGAUGCCCCUUCCGGAAGGGCACCUGCGAAAUCACCCGGAAGACCCGGCGCCAGUGCCAGGCCUGCCGGCUCCGCAAGUGCCUGGAGAGCGGGAUGAAGAAGGAGAUGAUCAUGUCCGAUGCCGCUGUGGAGCAGAGGCGGGCUCUGAUCAGGAGGAAAAAGAGAGAACAGAUGGGCACUCAGCCCCUGGGAGCCAAGGGGCUGACUCAGGAGCAGCAGACAAUGAUCAGAGAGCUGAUGGAUGCUCAGAUGAAAACCUUCGACACCACCUUCUCCAAUUUCAAGGACUUCCGGCUGCCAGAAGCGCCCAGCAGUGGUCAUGAGGUUCCGGAAUCCCUGCAGCCUGCAGCGGGGGAAGAAGCUGCCAAGUGGAGCCAGAUCAGGGGAGAUCUGUGCUCACUGAAGGUCUCUCUGCGGCUGCGGGCAGAAGACGGCAGCAUCUGGAGCUACAGACCCCAACCUGAUAGCAGCGGGAGAGAGAUCUUUUCCCUGCUGCCCCACAUGGCUGACAUGUCAACCUACAUGUUCAAAGGCAUCAUCAACUUUGCCAAAGUCAUCUCCCACUUCAGGGAUUUGCCCAUCGAGGACCAGAUCUCCCUGCUAAAGGGGGCCACAUUUGAGCUGUGCCAGCUGAGAUUCAACACGGUGUUCAACGCAGAGACGGGAGCCUGGGAGUGUGGUCGGCUGUCCUACUGCUUGGAGGACCCUGCAGGUGGCUUCCAGCAGCUUCUCCUGGAGCCGGUGCUGAAGUUCCACUACAGGCUGAAGAAGCUGCAGCUGCAUAGGGAGGAGUACGUGCUGAUGCAGGCAAUCUCUCUUUUCUCUCCAGACCGACCGGGUGUGGUGCAGCGCAGCGUGGUGGACCAGCUGCAGGAGAGAUUUGCCAUUGCCCUGAAGGCCUACAUCGAGUGCAGCCGGCCCCAGCCUGCCCACCGGUUCCUGUUCCUGAAGAUCAUGGCCAUGCUCACCGAGCUCCGCAGCAUCAAUGCCCAGCACACCCAGAGGCUGCUGCGCAUUCAAGACAUACACCCGUUCGCCAGCCCCCUCAUGCGGGAGCUGUUUGGCAUCACAGAUGGCUGAGAAGCUGCCCCCUUGGGAGAGCCUCUGGGGGGGUGGCAGCCGGAGCCAGAGCCCUGCCCUUAGAGCUGCCAUUCCUGGAUCUAGAC